CUCUCUCUCUGUGAGUGUGUGCCGCCGUAGCUGCCGCCGCCGCCGAAUUAUGUGUUCGCGCUAUGGUUGUGGGCCGGCCCGUCUAACCCCGGCCAUGUAACGCGAUGCUCCGGUACCGCCAUGUGUCUCUACCACCUCUCCCUCAGUGACCCUCGCCCUCAGAGUGUGAUCGACUGUCUGCUGAUCGCGGCAGCAAUGGCCUCCGACCUGCCGGACCUGUCCCACCUCACACCCGAGGAGCGCCAGAUUAUUGAGUCCGUCAUGAUGCGACAGAAGCAGGAGGAGGAGCGUGAGCUGGAGAUCAUGAGGCGGAAGCAGGACGAAGUGGAAGUCCUGGAAGAGACGAUACGCCAGCGUUCAGAACAACAGAAGAAGGCUGGGGUCGAACUGGACGCAACGUGUCACAUCUGCCUCAAGACCAAGUUCGCGGAUGGCGUCGGUCACAUGUGCAACUACUGCAACAUCCGCUGCUGCGCGCGCUGUGGAGGAAAGGUCACACUGCGCUCCAACAAGGUAAUCUGGGUGUGCAUCCUCUGCAGAAAGAAGCAAGAGCUGCUGAGCAAGACGGGUCAAUGGAUUAACAAGGGGAUGGCGGCGGGGGACCCGAUCAUGCGGCGGAUAGAGGCGGACCUCCAGCAGCAGCAAUCGGACAAGAGGCCCAAGCUGGAGCGAGCGCACUCUGCCGCCGAGAAGGAGAAUCAGCCGCUGGUGCAGCGGUCGGGGUCGGUGCUGCGGCGGCAGUACAGUCAGCAGGAUCCGACUCGCGAGGAAGAGGCGCGAUACUACCGCGGGGAGCUGGAGGGCCUCAUGCGCACUCACCAGUACGGCGGCCCUCGCAACGACUCUCUCAGCUCCGAACAGUCGUCCUCUAUGGACUGUGCUCCCGCGAACCGUGGCGGUGUUACGACAGUGCUCGUGCCGGGCUCCAAGAAACACAAGCGAAGUGGUUCCGCGAAAAAACAAUCGGGUGCGGGAGGCACGGGCGGCCAGCGGUACCAUCAACCACAGCAGCCGCAACGUUCCUUCUCCAGCUCAGAGGACGAGCUGCGGUCCACCCCGGACUGUACCAGCUGCGAGGAACACGACAGCGAGAAAGUCCUCAACGGGUGGCACCAUCACGACGCUCCACGGGAGGUCAAAGUCACCCUGAUCGACACUCGUCGCCGCAAGAAGACUGUCCGGUUCGACGGUCCUCAGACCAAGGACUCGGGCAUCGACACUUCCAGCACAUUCACGUCCAGUGAGGAUUCGAACAGCGCUCCCAAGCACCCCCUGUCGUGGCAGAUGUCCAAAGACGGGACACGGAUGACGGGCCACAUGAUCCUGAAGAAGACUGUGAAGGAAGGUGUCGGCGCGUCGUCCUGCACCACUAUCCUGGGGCUGAAGGUGGUGGGGGGUCACAUGUUAUCGACAGGGGGGCGGGGGGCCAUCAUUGAGAAGGUGAAGAAGGGCAGUACAGCGGAUAUUGAGGGGCAGCUCCGACCAGGAGACGAAGUGGUUGAGUGGAAUGGCCGGUCACUACAAGGCAAGAGCUAUCAGGAAGUCUAUGACAUCAUUGCUGAAUCCAAGCAAGAGCCCCAAGUAGAACUGAUUGUAACUCGAGCGCUACCAAACCGAAGAGGUUCGAGUUACCGGGGACGUUAUCCCACCUCCCCAACCUCGACCCACAAAGAUGUGUACGAGGGGAGGAAGGACAAGCCGAGUGUGCUGGUUACAUCGCCUGGCUCACCCGAGCUACAUGCAAGUUCCCGCUCCCAUCGACUGCCUGCUCUCACAAACAGUAGUGUUGGCGGCCGUUUACAGGUGAAACUGUGGUUCGACUCUGGGGCCUUACAGCUGGUAGUGACGUUGGUGUGUGCAGCUGGAUUGAUGCCUCGCAGUAACGGACAACCACGCAAUCCCUAUGCCAAGCUCUUCCUACUACCAGAUAGAAGUGAAAAGUCAAAAAGAAGAACAAAAACAUUAGCAAAUACAAAUGACCCAAAAUGGAAUCAGAGUUUUGUGUACUCAUCUGUCCGAAGAGCUGACCUAAAGCUGAGGAUAGUGGAGAUCACAGUGUGGGACUAUGUGCACUACGGGACCAACCACUUCCUUGGCGAGGUGAUGAUAGAACUGAGUGUGGCACUGCUUGACAACGAAUCCGAGUGGUUUCACCUCAGUCCUCACGAGCAAGUAUUAAUACCUCACGCGGUGGAGGAUGUAGAUAUUGCGUUAACGCCCACAGACCACCUAUCACCGCCUAGCACCACAUCACGCCUUUCGGACUCUGAUCCAUCAGACCUGGACGAUGCGCGGGAAAGGAGGGUAGCAGACGGAGCAUCUGUCAGCAGCCUCGGAAGCUCUGCAAGCCCUCCUCCUGAUGUAGACAUGUCUGAGAAACAUCGAUCGCGUCGAGACAUGUCACCUCAGGGUAGCCGCAAGCGCCCCACGGUUGUACAAGUCAAAACUCAUACGCUUCCUUAUGAAUCACAAAGACGGGGUGGAAGUAAUCAGAGAUCACAUUCUGCUGCUCCCAUGGAAGGUCGGUCACGCUCCAAAAGUCCCCAUCGCAGCCUUUCCCCACCCGAAUACAGAAUCUACCAGCCGAGUGUUGUGCUUCCAUCCCAUGCGUAUGUGCCUCGCUUUUCCUCCAGGUCCGCUACCGCUACCCCCAUCACAUCGCCCAAGAAACGUCAACUGCCGCAGAUUCCACACUCUGCACACUCUACGAUUCUUCGGGAGGCUCUUCGGGAACGAGUUACACAGGACAUGGAAGAGAGAGCUCACCUGAUGAAGCAGAGAAUGAGACAGAUGCAGACACAACGCUCAGGAUACGCAGGAAGCAUGUCAAGACACUUCACCGGUCUGUCGGACAGUGAUCUUCCCUCGUCAGACAUGGGCAGACAUCGCCACAGCUAUGGCCGUGCCAUGUCUCCAGAUAAGGAUAUCAUUGGAACUACAGAUCUGGGUGAUAGUGACCUAGAGAGUGUUGUCAGCAUCACUAGCAGUGCCUUCUCCACACAGAGUGAACGCCCGCGUGGCUCACGUGGUUUUAGUGCUAAAAUGCGAGAUUCCUUUACUGGUAGUUCCAGUAUUUGUAGUUUGUGUAAAGUAAAGAGUUCUGUAAGCAACCCACUGUUCCGUAGACAAAAUUCACUUCCUAACCGUAUGUCACACCCUAUUCACGUAAAACUGAUCUGUGACAAGCAUGCCUUGCAUGAGGCACCAUUGCGAGAUGUCUUGCUUUCAGACAGUGAUGUUUCUAAAAGAUUUCAAGACGAUGAUGACGCUUUCCAUGAAAAAUAUUUGGGAAAUUGUCGUAUUGUUUCCAAUAACUGGGAUGAUACUACAGUUAGAGAUUUCAACUUUGAUUCGGAUUGUUCUGGAUCGAUUGCUAUUUGCCCUUCAUUAAAUGAUUUAAACUCGAGUUCUGAAGAUCUAUUGAAUAAUAAGCCAGAAACCUUGUUAAAGAAAACUAGAUUCAAAAUUGAUGAUUGGAGAAGAGAUUCUGAUCAAACUGAUGAUCAUUAUGAGAUUUUUAGCACUAAUAAAAUUGAGGAUAAUAGUUCUAAUUAUCAUACAAAUUAUUCAGGUGAACAAACAACAAACAAAUUGGAUGAACAUAAUGAAGAAAAUACAGCUAAAGAUGAAAGUGUUGAUGUUGCCCCUCCACCUGACAAUCCAAGUAAGAGCCUUUGUAACACUCCUGACACUCCCACCAAUAAACGUGUAUUUUUGAGAUGCAAGUCACAAGUUGAAGUUGAGCCCUCUGUCACCCCUCCCUCUGCUUUGCCCCCUAGCGACUACGGGGAGAGAACACACUCCACAGUGCAACCACCUCCCCAGAACAACAAACGACCUCCCUUCUCCAGAAGUCUUUCCAAUGCAGACGUCCAGCCUGAUGAAAGAGGAGAUGGAAGUCUGAGUGACACUGCAGUGAGCCAUCACCACCAUAUCAACGGAUCUCGGCGCAAGGUAACAGUUGGUAGCAGUGCAGGGACCACAGGAGGAAAGCAAUCCCAUGGCCAAGGAAUGGGCAAAAAGAGCAACUCUACCAGCCAACUGUCUGCCACAGGGCGAAAACGUAGGUUAGGUUUUGGGACGAAAGGGAAAUCGUCAUUCACAGUCCAUCGAUCGGAAGAAGUGCUACCAGACGAGGUGCGACAUUUGGUCAAACAGGGGUCGUCAGUAUCGAGCGAUGGCGAGGGAUCUCAAGAUGGCGACAGCUGGGCGCCUUCGUUAAAAGGCUCAGAUGGAGGACCUCUGUCAGACUUCAUAGAAGGUCUGGGACCAGGUCAGCUGGUGGGUAGGCAGGUGCUUGGCGCUCCCUCAUUGGGAGACAUCCAGCUCAGCAUGUGCUACCAGAAGGGCUAUCUGGAGGUGGAGGUGAUCAGAGCUAGAGGGCUACAAGCUAAACAAGGCUCCAAGAUGCUACCAGCGCCUUACGUGAAAGUGUACCUAGUGAGUGGAAAGAAGUGUUUAGCUAAAGCGAAAACAGCAACGGCAAGAAGAACACUUGACCCUCUCUACCAACAACAGUUAACCUUCAGAGAACCCUUUCAGGGCUGCAUUCUGCAGGUGACAGUGUGGGGUGACUACGGUCGUAUCGAAGGCAAGAAAGUGUUCAUGGGAGUCGCCCAAAUCAUGCUUGAUGAUCUCAACUUAUCCAACAUUGUGAUCGGCUGGUACAAAUUGUUCGGGACCACCUCAUUGUUGUAGACUCUCGACCAGGGCUUCUUCGGCUGACCUAGUGAGUGUAUCGCUUACGUGGACUCCCCAAAAGACCUUUUCAUGAAGAACGUUGUUAGUGUGGUGCUAUAAGUGCGUUUGUUGGUUUGUCGCGGUCAAUGCUCAUUUUUUUAUAUUUGAAAAGUAUUUUAUUUAAAUUUCUAAUAUAAUUUAUCUUUAGGUAAAAAUAUAAAUAUAUAUAUAUGCAAAAGUAAAUAUAUAUAUAAUUAUAAUAAAAAUGGGUGUUAGCAGCACACGGUGUCAUGUCAUGUUGUUACAGAUAGGUUCUAUUGCAUUGUUAAGAAGGAAUGUUUAUUUACUCCCUUAUCGGAGAGCUUGUUGUACUGUUGAUAAUUUGCAUAAUUUGUUGUGCUUUCAGUUUUCAAACUCUGCCACACCACAGCUUAGUCAUUUUCAAUAAAUUUUAUUGCUUUGUCUCAAAAAGAAACUGCCAAAGUGCAAAUACUUUUCAGUGCUGCUGGAAUUUUAAUACUGAUCUUCAAGUAGAAAGCAUUGUAAAAAAAGAACAUGUAGAUUUAGAUUUAGCUUUUAAGUAUAAUAAAGAAUACAAUUUUGUAAGGAGAAAUUUUUAUACGCUAUUUAUUUGCAUUAGGAAAUUGUACAAAUUUACAUAGAUUUGCUAUGCUUGUAUAUAAAUAUUUCAAUCUUUAUAAAAUUAUAUCACUUGUUUAACUUGUCCUACAAAGAUGUUAACAUUUAUUGAUUUAAAUUUAAAAUGCCAAGUUUGUAAAAUUAAAUAUUUUUAGAUAGUUGGGCAAAAUAUAAAAUAUGAUUUUCUAGUAACGAGCCAGAUGAACUUAAAGAAAAUUAGUUACCUUUUGUUAUUUAUUUCAAAUGAUAACCUUUUACUAUCACCUGAUUUUUUGUAUACAUAUUUUUAGAUAGUAAAAUCAAAUUCACUAUUAUUUGUAUUAUUUUUACUUCUUAACUUAUCCUAAAAUUGAAGCUAGUAUCCAACCUUGACAGACGUAAUGUAUUAUAUUUCAAUUUUGUUUAGUGUAAAGAAUAAAAACACACUUUUCUUUAUUUAAGAUGAUGAUUAUUAAGCAAUAAUGGCAAUAUAAAGAAGUUAAAUUAUAUUUAUUCUGAAUUACUUAUUAAUUGCAAUAAUUACAUGAAAUUAAUAUACUGUAUAAGUUACAAUAACAGUAUUUAAAUAUAUAAAUAACUUCAGAGUUAUUAUUAUAUUUAAGUGAUUACUGUGUGUAUAUGCCACUGGUUAUUUCAUAUAUUUAUUUUUGACAUGGAAAUAAUUCUCAAUAAUUGCAAAUUCAAAAUUUUGUAAAUUACUAAAGUUGGUAUUUUAGUAAGAAUAGUAACAGAACAAAUACAUUUCCCUACUUAGAAAAAUGUUGGUUCAUUAAAACCUGAAAUUCAACACAGCUGCACAAUACCAACUCGACACUAUCAAGACCCGGGAAAAGAGCGUGCUUACACUUAAAAGAAAAAGUGAAAACAUGAUAUGACGUACUGCCCAAAAUUUUAUCUUGAUUUUAAUUUUGAAUAAUUUUAAAGCUGUCUAAUUAUUAUUAUUAUUACUUACAUAAUCAGAUUUCUAUCAUUCAACUUUUCGUGUCUAUUUGAACCUUAUGUUAUAUUAUAAUAAACACUUCUAUUAAACAUGUGAAAAUAACACAAACUACAAAUCUGCAUAAGGUCUUACAACAAAAAGUACACUGGAAAUCACUCGAAGUUUAGUCAUGGUCACCACCUUUAGAUAAAACUAUCUAUCACAGAAUACUACCCCAACCAAGACAAAAACUUGGAAAUUAUCUAAAAAACGUUUUACUUUAACAUUUCCUUAGAUCUUCAGCUAAUUUUCUUCUCUCAUUGUCCUCUACACAGGAGCACAUUGAUGGCACGGUUUGGACCCGGUGUUGACGAGAUUCUUUGUGCAGAGAUUUGUCAUUACAUAGUUACAGAUAAUGUCAUUAUUAAUUAUGGUUGUGAGAUGUCUCAUAUUAACCUAUACAAUACAUUCAGUAUAACACUGUCUCCUACACAGGGCCAGACUGAUGGCACGGUUUUGGUCCAGUGUUGGCGAGUUUCUUUGUGCAAAGAUUGUCCUUUCAAAAGUUUAAGAUAGUGUCAUUAUUAAUUAUGAUUGUGAGAUGCCUCAUAUUAACCUAUAUAUUACAUGGGAGUAUAAAACCAUAUAGUGUAAACCUUGAGAUGAUCAAACCAGAAUGGUAGGAAUAUUUACCUGAGGAUUAAUCUGACAAAUUGUAAAGAAACACACAUGGAAUAUAUGUGAAAUUAUUUACUAUAUAUUACAAUUAUAUAAUACAAUAUACAAAAUGUUUGCUGAAACGAAUUUUGUUUGUUCUGUUGAGUACAAUCAUUGAAUGAGAAUGACUAAGUUCCACAUAAAAUACAUAGGUUGAAUGAACAACUAUCCCACCAUUAUUCAUAUAAAAAUUGAAACAAUUUCAAUUGAAGGUUAUCUGUUAUGAAUAGUAAAUGCAAAUGAAGAAAAGUAAUACUUUUACAGAAUAAUGCCCAAUAUUUCAAAUGUUUUAUUUAUCGAAAUCUCUAACUUUGAAAGUAUUUUUACUCAGAUUUAAAUCAAUAAGACUAUUAUAAAAAGCUCAUGGAAUGUAUCAUUAUUUUAAAUUGUAUAAAUUUUGCUGGUAUUUAUAAGCACCAAUUCUUUAUUAAAUAAUUUAAUUCAAUUUAUACACAGUUUAUCCUACCAGUUUACCCAUUCCAUUAGCUGAUCUUGGGUUACCAUCACCGUUUGAUUUUAUUUCGACACUCAGAUUUGAUGAAAUGUGCCUUUAAUAGUUACACUUUGCAUUGACUUUUUAUCCUCUACUCACGCUAUGUUACCUAACACUUGUGUACUUUAACAUAAUUCUCAAUAAUCAUGAGAGUUUUUUUAUAUAUAUAAGAUGAUUCAAAAUUUGAAAAAUAUAUUAUUCUAAAAAUUCUUAACGUAGUCCUUAGUAUGACAUCAUGCUACUAUUUCCAGAGCUAUACAUAUUUACAGCUACACAAUUUUAAUGCUGUAUCUCAUGUAUAAUUCAAGUAAGCAGUACGGUAGCUCCUAACAAUUCAUACAUUUUGUAAUGUGAAGACGACUUGCACACAUUGGUUCAAUCUUGUGGGAUAGUAAUUUAUGGAGUUGUGCUACAAUAAAACACGUUAUUGGUCUGUUAUUUAUAAAUACAGCAACAGGUAACUUAACAUGCUUAGUCCAGUGACACACCUAGCUACUACCACAAUGACUUUACUAGGUGCUGCGUGAAGGUACUAAAUGCUGUGAAUCAAACCUAUUUUACAAGUUUACUGUCUACGUCUUACACAACAAAAUCUAUUUAAUUCUGUAAGUUGUUGAUUUUCCAUUUAACAAGUGAAUAAUGUGUAUAUUUACCUCUUAUGAUAAGUUUUUAAUGAUUUUAAUGAAUGUAUUCAAUGAUAUUAUGAAUAAGUAAAUGCCUAUUAUUUUUUUUGUUUGGGUACGGGAAGUGAACUAGUAAAAAUUGUCUAUCCUUAUCAACAAUGUUGCGGUUAAUUAUUUUUAGCAGACUGUGAUAAAAACGCUGCAAUUAUGACCAUACUCAAUAAAAUUAACUUAAAAACAAAAUCGACCACAGUAGUAUUCACACUAAUGUUUUCCCCAUUCAUUGAGCUGUUGGAUCAGCUUAACCAGGUUUGUAAACAGCAGAAAUGUUUCUUCAACUGGUUUGCCUUUGAUAUGAAUAUUUAAAUUAUAACUAUUAUUUAUUACAUAAUUUCUAUAUUAUAUUGUUUAUAUAUGUAUGAUAAAAAUAGUAAUAAAGCACACUCCUCUACCCACUUAAACAGUAAGAAUUUGUUAAAAACGUUUUAUUAAAUUUUAAUUUUCUUCAUUUAUAUUUUUAUAAUUUGGAAAUUAGUACAAGGAUUAUUUUAAAUUUAAAUUACAGCUGGAUUCACCCUGCAUUUUCCUUCCAGUGUAAAACAGCGCUUUUACUCGUCUACGAUAGGUAUCUUAUUUGUUUGAAGCAAUUAGAUAUCUGACGUACAUCAAAACUUAAUUUUUAAUAGAAUAUAUUGUAUUCUUUACAGAGUUAUUAAUGUUAAACAUCCAUUUUAAAUAGAAAUUUGUAAUAAUAAGUUUUUUACCUGAACCAACAAAAAUACAAUAUAUUCAACUGACUCAAUCAGAUUAUACAUGAUUACGACAUACAAACUUAAUUAGGAUGUAAUAUUAGUUAACAUAACAUAUUUUUUACAUUAAGUUUUUCCAUGAUUUUCAUAUACUUCACUUUGAACAUUGUGUUUGUUAUUUCAUUAAUGUGUAAUAGCCACUUCUUUUUUAUUAAAUAUUUUAUUAAUAUUUAAAUAAUGUGAUGUAAACUACUAACACAAUGCAAUAGAUUUACUUUUAAGAACCAAUCAUGAAUUAAAUUCUGUUGAUAAUCAAUAUCUUAAUAAUACUCCUUUUUAUAUCUCUUUGUUGAGGUAAAACAGAAUUGCUUCAUAAUUGAACUAUUAUUAAUUAAUUAGAUUGAUUAAGGAAACAGUCCAUUAUACCUGACAAGAAUCAUACAUUAUACUCAUCACACUCCUGUCUUUCAUCUCCAUCUUAAGAAUAUCUUUGUCUGUAGCAUAGUUAAAAGUUCAUAAUAUGUAAAUUGCUAUUGUACAAAUUAUAAGCAAAUCUGUCAGAGGUCAUAUGUAUCAUGUCAUAAUGCAUUCAGUUGAAAAUACAACACGUAACUUACACUUUAUUUUGCAACUUUUAACUUGUACACAUUUUAUAAUAAUGUGACUAUUGCAUUAACUACACUUACACGAAUUACAAUAUAUACAAUUAAUUUGAUAAUUUUAAUAGUAAUAUUAUAUAUUAUUACAUCAUAAACAUUAAGUAAAAUGUGAUACUGAAAGUGCAAAAUCUAGUACAUAUUUUUAUUUUUCAUCAUAGUACACACUAUAAAAAUAUAACAGGAAUUAUGUUCCAUUUUCAUUGUUUUACUGCACUUUCACAAAAAUUGGUUGCAAAAUGAAUAGACAAGUAAUGAUGUAUUAAUCCACUUAAAAUAAUAAUUCUACUCUGGUCAUAGAAUGUUUUUUAGUCAGUACAUUAAAAGUUUGGUAGUAAAACUACAAUAUCUAUAUCAACCAUUCAAAAUACAUGAAUCAUUAUUUUAUUAGUGCCAGAGAAUUGAAACUUUUAAAUAUUUUACAUUUAGAAGUCCUAUUAUAACUCUAUUAAGUUUAAACAAAAAAAUCACUCCUUGGUAAAAUAAAAAUAGAAAAUAGUAUUUAUUAGCAUCUGCAUUUAUUUAACACGUUUAUUUGAAAAACUUCAUCUAAAUUUGCCACUGAUGUCCUUGUUAGUCAUAGUUUGACAUAGCUUUAAAACUCGCAGUAUUGUUAAGUGCAAUUAUAAUUAUUGAUUUAUUAUUAUUGUUUUACUUCUGGAAGGAGAGUGUAAGAAAUCUGAUUCGGCCAUCAAUGUGUGUAAUUUUAACAAUAUCAAUUUUAUUUGGUAGUGAUAAGCUUCAUAACAAGAGCUAGCAGCUUUAUUAAAAAGUAAGAAUUGUGCUCAAAAAGAUUUUUGUUGGUGAUUAUAGUGUUUUGUUGAGUAUAAGCAGGGUGUACAUAUAACAGUGUGUGGAACGUAUCAUAUCAUAAGUGAGCGUGUAUUAUAUAAGUAUAUAUAUAUAAAUAUAUGUUGGCGAUACUGUGUGCUGCGUCUCACCUAACCUGCUAUGACUGAGAGGGCCUCAUGUCCCGACAAUAUACAGUCUUAGGCUCUGCUGUACUUUAGUAUGUAUAAAGGCAUUUAUAAGUAUUCAAUAAAAUAAUUAAAGACAUUUCUGAAAUACAA
Homalodisca vitripennis (glassy-winged sharpshooter) is the source of this 10546-nucleotide messenger RNA. RefSeq names its product regulating synaptic membrane exocytosis protein 2 (gene Rim). The record is from RefSeq and is a predicted model, not a curated record. Gene Ontology annotation, biological process: regulation of membrane potential; positive regulation of synaptic transmission; intracellular protein transport. NCBI's taxonomy places the organism in Eukaryota, Metazoa, Arthropoda, Insecta, Hemiptera, Cicadellidae. Gene Ontology annotation, cellular component: presynaptic membrane; cytoskeleton of presynaptic active zone. Bases 121 to 4698 code for a protein of 1525 amino acids. The transcript has 24 exons. Gene Ontology annotation, molecular function: small GTPase binding; transmembrane transporter binding.